Messenger RNA from Mucor mucedo, 1878 nucleotides. RefSeq lists its product as uncharacterized. NCBI's taxonomy places the organism in Eukaryota, Fungi, Mucoromycota, Mucoromycetes, Mucorales, Mucoraceae. The record is from RefSeq and is a predicted model, not a curated record. The transcript is spliced from 4 exons. The coding region runs from base 1 to 1878 and encodes 625 amino acids.
AUGCCUGUUGCCUUCGACGUUGAUAUGAACAACAACGAAGAAGUCGAGUUCAAGCAUUGCGACAGCAACAUCGACGGUCUCAUCACCAAUUGUACCAAGGAGGUGCCUCUGGUCAAGACAUGUCGAUUUGCUUCCGACCUCUGUCCUUCCGCCAAGCAGUACGGGAUCACUAGAACAGAUCUCGGAAAUCUUGAGCGUGAAGGAACCCGACGAUCUGUCAAGUGUAUCCCACACACUUUGUUUGGUGUCGUGAAUUCGGAGGCCCGCGUGGUAAGCCACAUCUUGUUUCCAGAGAUGAUAGCCAAGGACAAGGAAGUCGCCGAACCCAAGAAAAUGUCGGCUUUCUUGUCUGAGGACGAACAGAGAAAGUUCGUGGAUGAGUUGUUGAUCCCGGCUUUGAGAAAGGCUCUAAAGCUAUCUGUGUUUAACCGUUUAAACAAGUCUUACAAGGAGUCGGUGUUGCGCGGAAAGCGUCAAGAUGCGAAAAAUCUUGUUUCUGGAAAGGAUAUUCCCUUGAUUAUUCAAUCACUUCGUGAUCUCGUGGAGAAAAAUUUGUCCUUGUCCCAGUACAGGGACUUUUACUUUAUCACUCCUUCCUUCGGGUUCAAGCAAGAAUUUGAGGGUUGCUCCUGUCAAGAAAUCUUGUCGACGAUUAUCGAUUGGUCCAAGGUCAGCCUAAAGAACACUAAGGUUGAUCUUGGUAUCAAUUUCGCUACCACGGCUCUGUCUGGGGAACCCAUGAUAUCGUUUGCAAGAUCAGGAGCCAUUAACAGCAUCGGCUACACUUUUGGUGGACAAAACACCAAAAGUGAAUUAAUGCCGAUGGCUCUGGCUGGCUUUGGUGGUCUUACAGCCACCAACAAAUUCCGUACAAGCGAUCAAUGCUGCAAGUUGAUUGUUUACAACGACAUCAAGAUACCAUUCCUGUUUGAUCCUUCCGGAUUCAAUGGCUCUGUCCCGGAUAGAUGGGAAGCUAACCAAGUCCGGGCAGGGCUUCGCCAAGAAAAUGGAAAGUACCUGAAAAACAUGGAAUGGUAUCAGACCCGCUUGCGUGAAUCAGAAAUGGAACAGUUCACCUUGCGGGGAUACUCUUGGUGGCUCUGGGGUGCUCAUAUCUGCCACCAAGAGUACCUCAACUACAUCAGUUGUAGGUUGGCUUUUUUGAACGAGCUGGCUUUUAAGUUCGAAGGAAAACAGAACUUGCGGUCUCUGUCCUGUGUGGCGAUGGUCUCCUUGUUGUUGAACUCAUUAAUGCAUCCUGGAAACUCGUCCAGGACGGAUGCGAAGAACUUUGUGAAGGCAAGAAGAAGCCAAAACAGCUGCCUUCUGUUUUUGAAGGAUGCCUUUGUCUUGCUGGAAGGCGAAGUCGAGUUCGAUGACGUUUUUGAGCGAACUCGGCUUCAAAAACAGUUCUACGACAUCAAUGUCAUUGCUGAUGUCGUAGAACCCGAAGCCACCUCAUUUGGUCUAGAGAUGGUUAUUCCAACUGGUCGACCUGGUAAUCUGACGACGAGGGCAUAUGGCCAAAUCAAAAGCCCGGAGCUUCAAGAGGCUGGACGUUCUUGGGUAUGGGGCGAGACUUUUCUGGAUGUAGGUCGUCUGAAUCUUAGAGACCUACAUCUCCACGAUACAUCAAAGAGAAUAACCAUGGAAAAGUAUGCGCCGGCGAAGAGCGUUAUGGUUAUGUACGGUCUGGGGUUUGACGGGGCCCUUCGGUUUUUUGAGAUCUUUUGGAAGGAAUAUUUUGAAGUUCUCCCAAAAGGCUCAUUCCAACCAGAAUUGCUAUUUGUCGCAACUAUACGUCUUAAUCAGCUUUUUGUAUUCCUCACCGUCGGAAUAGAAGGUUUAAAGGCUGAAACAUUCUUUUUUCAAAAAUAA